CCCCGGGGAGCGGAGGGGCAGGCUAGGGCAGCUCCCCAGCUCCCCGCGUGAUCAAACUUGAGAAAUAACCAGGAGGGGCGGCCCGGCGUCUCCUGGGUCCAAUCCUGUCUCUGGAGCGAACGCGCUCCCGGGCAGGCGAGCCUGACGGAGGCCUAGGAGACUUAAAGAGGAGUGGCAGCGAGGCACGCCCGCACCGCGCGCCGCCGGACCUCCGUGCGCUCUUACCUCCGGCCUCCUGCCCGGCGCCUGGGUUCCCCCUUCCCGCCCUGCGCCGCGAUGGCCACCGCGCAGCCUCGGAUCCCCCCGCGCGGAGCCCUCGGCAGGCUGCUGCUGAGCCUCGCGGUCUUCAGCUUUGCUUGUGAAGGCUGCAAAAAGGUGACACUUAAUAUACCUUCCAAACUAGAGGCAGACAAAAUAGUGGGAAGAGUUAAUCUGAAAGAGUGCCUCAGGUCUGCCGACCUUAUCCAGUCCAGUGACCCUGAUUUCAGAGUUCUAGAUGAUGGGUCAGUAUACACAGCCAGCACUGUGGUGAUGUCUGAUGAGAAAAGAUCAUUCACCAUAUGGCUUUCUGACACCAAGACACAGACACAGAAAGAGAUUAAGGUGCUCCUGGAACAUCAGAAGAAGGUACUGAGGAAAAGAGAUGCUAAAGAAACCGUUCUCAGGCGUUCCAAGAGGAGAUGGGCCCCUAUUCCCUGCUCCAUGCAAGAGAAUUCACUGGGCCCGUUCCCUUUGUUUCUUCAACAAGUUCAAUCCGACGCAGCACAGAACUAUACCAUCUUCUACUCAAUAAGUGGGCGUGGAGUUGACCAGGAACCUUUAAAUUUGUUUUUCAUAGAAAAAGACACCGGAAAUUUGUAUUGUACCCGGCCUGUGGAUCGUGAAGAAUAUGAUAUUUUUGAUUUGAUUGCCUAUGCCUCGACUGCGGAUGGGUAUUCAGCAGACUUACCUCUUCCACUGCCCAUCAGAGUGGAGGAUGAAAAUGACAACCACCCUAUUUUCACAGAAGCUGUUUAUAAUUUUGAAGUUCCAGAAAGUAGCAGAGUUGGUACUACGGUGGGAGUGGUUUGUGCCACAGACAGAGAUGAACCAGACACCAUGCAUACACGCCUGAAGUAUAGCAUUUUGGAGCAGAGCCCGAGGUCCCCAGGGAUCUUCGCUGUGCAUCCCAGCACAGGUGUCAUCACCAUAACCUCGCAUUAUCUGGACCGAGAGACUGUAGAAAAGUACUCACUGAUAAUGAAAGUACAAGACAUGGAUGGUCAGUUUUUUGGACUGAUGAGUACAUCAACUUGUAUGAUCACAGUAAAAGAUUCAAAUGACAAUGCACCGACUUUCAAACAAAAUACCUACGAAGCAUCAGUAGAGGAAAAUGCUUACAAUGUGGAGAUAUUGAGAAUACCAGUAGAAGAUAAGGACUUAAUUAACACUGCCAAUUGGAGAGCCAAUUUUACCAUUUUGAAGGGCAAUGAAAAUGGACAUUUCAAAAUCAGCACAGACAAAGAAACUAACGAAGGCGUUUUGUAUGUUGUAAAGCCACUGAAUUAUGAAGAAAGCCACCAAGUGAUCCUGGAAAUUGGAGUAAACAAUGAAGCUCCGUUUACUAGAGAUGUUGCACUCAGAAUGGCAACCAUGAACCGAGCCCUUGUCACAGUUCACGUGAGGGAUCAGGAUGAGGGGCCUGAAUGCAGCCCUGCAGCCCAAUAUGUACGGAUUAAAGAGAACUCAGCAGUGGGGUCAAAGGUCAAUGGCUAUAAGGCGUAUGACCCUGAAACUAACAGUGGUAGCCCCUUAAGGUACAAAAAAUUGCAUGAUCCUAAAGGAUGGAUCACCGUUGAUGAGAUUUCAGGGUCAAUCAUGACCUCCAAAAUCCUGGACCGGGAGGCCAUGACUCCCGGAAAUGACGUGUAUAACAUUACAGUUCUGGCAAUAGACCAAGAUGGUAGAUCAUGUACUGGAACACUCGCAGUUAACAUUGAAGAUAUGAAUGAUAACCCACCAGAAAUACUUCAGAGUUACGUAACAGUUUGCAAACCAAAGAUGAAGUACACCGACAUUUCGGCUGUCGAUCCUGACGAACCUAUCCACGGUGCUCCAUUUUAUUUCAGCUUGGCGAACACUUCUCCAGAAACGAACAGAAUGUGGACCCUCACCAGAGUUAAUGAUACAGCUGCCCGUCUUUCGUAUCAGAAAAAUGCUGAAUUUCAGGAAUAUAGUGUUCCUAUUACUGUAAAAGACAGAGAAGGUCAAUCUACAACAAAAACUGUGAGAGUUAAUCUGUGUGAUUGUACUCAUCCAAGCCAAUGCCUGGCCGCUCGCAGGAGUGCAGAAGUCAUACUCGGAAAAUGGGCGAUCCUGGCGAUCCUGCUGGGUAUAGCAUUAUUAUUUUCUGUAUUGCUAACUUUGGUAUGUGGAGUUGUUGGUGCAAAAAAAAAAAAAGGUUUUCCUGAAGAUUUAGCACAGCAAAACUUGAUUAUAUCAAACACAGAAGCACCUGGAGAUGAUAAGGUGUGUUCUGGCAAUGGCUUUAUGACCCAGACAGUCAACAGCUCCGGCCAAGGCUUUUGUGGUACCAUGGGAUCAGGAGUGAAAAACGGAGGCCAGGAGACCAUUGAAAUGGUGAAAGGUGGACACCAGACCCUGGAUUCGUGCCGGGGAACUGGGCACCAUCACACCCUGGAUUCCUGCCGGGGAGGACCGGUAGAGGUGGAUAACUGCCGAUAUACCUACACCGAGUGGCAUAAUUUCACUCAGCCCCGUCUUGGUGAAAAAUUGCAUCUGUGUAACCAGAAUGAAGAUCACGUGCCAUCUCAAGAUUACGUCCUUACAUACAACUACGAAGGAAGAGGAUCUCCAGCUGGUUCUGUAGGUUGCUGCAGUGAAAAACAGGAAGAAGAUGGCCUUGACUUUUUAAAUAAUUUGGGAGCCAAAUUUACUACAUUAGCAGAGACGUGCACAAAGGGAUAAUGUUAAAGUGUUACAAUUAGACAUGUAUUUGCCAGAUAUCCUGGAGGUUUCCAAAAGGAAAGAGAUAUUGUAAUGUUCAAUUUCAAUUUCUAAUACAUAUAUGGAUAUAGAUUAGACUUUUAAUUUCUAAUAUAUAUAAAGCUAGAAAUAUAUAGAUAUCUUUAAUAUAUCUAUACAUUAGAAAAACUAUAUAAUUUUUCUAAAUUUUGAAUUGUACUAUUUAUCAAUUUGUAUUUUUAUAGCAAUUUGUUGCUUCUGUUUUCCAAGGAGUUUGAAAUGUUAAAGUGCAUUUUGUCUUCUUUACUGCCAGGUAAAGAGACAGCUAGAAAAUCUUAUAUGGUAUCAUUGGAAUUAAGGUCUAUAAAGAACCUGCAGUGAAUGUGUUGAGUUAGUAUUAGUCCAAUGAUAGCUAAGCAGUACUUGAUUGGAUAUAGAAUAGCUAUUUGGACUAGAAAUUCUGUUCUUGUUCCAGAUAUAAAUUUAAGUGGAAUAGGAUUAUAUCAAACAUUGUGUUAAAUUAUAUUGCAUUUUUUAGUUCUUCAAAAAAUCAGUACCACUGAGCUGGUAGCUCCAAAGACUACUAGAAUUUCAUUUUCCUUCUAGUUAGCAUUUAGAUCACGAAGAGCAGUUCUAUCCACUUGAUUGCCCUAAUAAGCUCUUAAAAAAUACAUAGCUAUGGUGUUAAAGUACACCAGGGAAGUGUAGACCAAAAAAUUGUGUAGUUUUUAUGCUUUUGAAUGUGUGCUUUAUGGUUUGCAAAAGGAUUAUUAUGAGGAAUAUAUCUGAGUUUCCUUAUUUUCAAGAAAUAACUAUAUUCACUAUACAGAGAAUUAUUGUCGGCAUUUUAAUGAAAAAUGCCAAAGAUCUAUUGAGAUUGUAAUCACAGGUCUUGACAUCUUCUUCCCUGAGAUUCAGGACUACUAUUGAUAACUUGUAGUAAUGAAAAUUAUGCUGAGGAAAGAGUUACUUUUCUUGUUUUUAAUAUUGUACUUGCAUAUUUUUAUUUGCAGGUUUAGCACAUAUUGAAUUUUAUUUUCUCUCAAUAGCAAUUAUUUGCAAUUACAAUAUGUUAUCCUUAGGUGGAUUGUGUCAUGCCCCAUAUUCUGAAGAAACAGACCCCAUCAGAGUUCAGAGAUGAGUGCAUUUCUAUUCACUACCAUUUUCACACAAAUUCCUCCUUAUUAAUGUAGAUAAAUAUUUUAAAAUACUGUAAAGAAUCAAAAGAACCCCUUGGUGCAAUUUAAUAUCUUCCAUAAUGUUGCUUAAAGUAUAAUGGGUCUCAAAUUUGUUCAGCGAUAUGGUCCUUGGAAGAACUUGCAAAAUAUCCCAAAGCAAUAAUUAAUACCUAAUUUUAUGAUGAAUCUAAUAUCACAUUAUUAUAUACUCACUUCAAGUGUUAGCUUAAAAAUAGACAAGAAAUAUGAAGUAUCACCAGUUGAAGAAAAUUUUGGAAAAUAAGACAAAAUUACUUAAAAAUUUUGCAGCUUUUUGGGACUUACCCCUCCACCACGCCCCCGAAACUCUUUAUUUGACUUUGAGUCAGAAUUUGUGACCUACCCCAUGUAGUGGCAAAGUUCAGUAUGAAUAUAGGCUUACCUGACUUUCUCUUUCUCUAUACAGAGAGAGAGGGAGAAGAGACAGACAGUGGUAUCUCCCACUUUUCAAAAUUUUGUGUUUCACGAAAGACCUGCAUUAAUACCUGUUUUUGAUAACUUAAAGAUGUCUGAAGAAAAUUUUUGCUUAUGUGAAAAAAAGAUAAAAAGUGAAAAUAGCAUUUACCAGUUGUCCUGCAGUGAGCCCUUACAGAGGCAACACUUCCCCCCCACCCAGGGCAGCGGGACCCCACCAACCCCUACCUUCCCAACUGUCCUCUGCUUCUCCACAUCCAGCUGACAGAGCUCUGAAUUGGUGCCUGUGAGGAUCUAUGUUUUAUUUCCAUUUAUUUUGUGUAUCCCUCAGUAAGAUAUGUCUUAAGGUACCAGAAAAGCCAAAGGGAAGUUAAUUUUGGGGUCUGGAAACACACAGAAAUUUUCCAUGUAAAUGAAUGGUAAUUGCUUCUUUGCUUCAUGCCAUUUCAGCUUCCAGAAAUUUUCAUAGGAAUGCUAUAAGGGUAAACACACACACACACACACACACACACACACACAAUGUAAAUAUAUACUUAUAUAAAACUAUUACUCAAUGCCAUGUAUAAAAUAAAAUGAAAACCAAAGGGGAAGAUGGUAACAUAAGGUUGGGUAUGUCCAAAAUGGGAGUCCAGGGUUUUAGAAAGAGAGAGCCUCUCAUACUUAGGUCUUCUGUGCUGCAGAGCUGUGCACAUCAGGAAAUAGUUCAUGUACAUUCAUGUAAUUUUUUAAAAACUGUAGACAGCUAAUUAAACAUCGCUGGUUUCAGUGGAAAGGAGAGAGGAAACUAGGUGGAACAGUAGCUUUGCUUCGCAGAUUGACUCUGCAAGCACAAAUUAGGAGCAAACUGUAAAGGCUGUUACAGCUAGGGCUGCCUGACUCCCGGUGGCAGGGUUCCAGAGAUGAAAUGCUUUUCUUGGAGCUAAUACUGAAAUCUUCUUAAAACCCAAUUCUGGUAAAAGGAUUCUAUCACCAUUUUCUUUUUCUCUCCUAUCUACUGACAUUUUAAAAAUUUAGAGCUGGAUAACCAUAUUCUGUUGGACAGAUUUGAGGGGAUAAAAGAAGCUGGCAUGGGAGCACAAAUCUUACUGAAGGGACUGAGUGGAAGCAUGACCAUCCUAAGGCCCAUCGUCACGUGCUGUGUUCUAAUUUGAGCCUGGAAAUGAUAAAAUACCACUUCCCCAUUCACUGCCUGGUUUCCACUGGCAUUGGUGUGAUUCAAAGAAAUCCAGCUCUCUUAUCAGUCCCCUUUAAUCUCUCUCCCAAUAUUGUCGAUAACACUUAGGUGGCCAAAUGCUCCAGGCUGUCAAUCACCUUUUAAUAUGAACUAGUUUUUAUGCGAUUGCCUUCUUACAGGGAUUUUUUCAUGUAACAGAAGAAAUAGAAAUUUUGAAUACAGUAAAGAAAAAGACCGAGAAGUCAUUUGGAAAUACGGGGGACUUAGGGAGAAUGCAGGCCCAAGUAGGGUAUUUGGACAGUUAGCAACAUGAAAAUCCAGGCCUUCAAGGGCAAGGAGAGAAGCCAACAAAGGGACAGGAGUGGUAGUAAAUAUUAUUUGCUACUUAAAUUUUCCUAGGCCAGGCCCUCCUUUUUUCUUCUUUUCAGGCCAGUGGAGGCUCCCAUUUGAUUUGGGUGAACUAUCACCUCCCCUUUCUUCCUGCCUCACCUUAUUUAGAGUGUGGAAUCGAGGGAAGAGCUGACUGCAUGGUGUGUCCACAGGCAUUUACAGGAUGGGCCUGAACUGGCUGUGUGGAACAAACACGGCAUUCAUGGGGAAUGCUUGCUCCCUUACGGAGCCCUCCGGGCAUUGAGAUAGAAGGUUCAAUUAGGUGUGUGUCUGCAUUAUUUACUUGGUGCCACAUUUCCCAUUUUCUAAUUUUUCUCUGAAAUGUAGAUUUUGAGACUUAGGCCUUUCAAAGGGUACUUUUCCUUUUAAAGUCUUCUUAUGUUUAAUGUAAACAUUUAUAACGUGGUAUUCAUCUUUCCUUAUAUGUAUGAGGGGGAAAUUAUGCUAUUUCAAUGUGAAAAUUGCUCUCAUUUUUUUCCAGUAAAUAUUCUUGAAUUUUUAAUGUAAAUGUACAGAUUGUUUUUUCAUAUUUUUAUAAGGAAGCAGUGAACUCUCUAAAAUGCAGUGAGGUUGGGGUUGCAGCAUUUUUAACAAAACUUUAAGUCUGCUAUUAAAAGAAGUUACUUCGCUUUUAAAGAAACAAGGCAGGUUAAAAUAAGCAACAAUUGGAUGUGUAAAGUAAUAGUUGCAGAUACAGGUUGUAAUAAAACUGUUAACUUGU
Mustela lutreola (European mink) is the source of this 6880-nucleotide messenger RNA. It is a transcript of the gene DSC3, whose product is annotated as desmocollin 3. The coding region runs from base 277 to 2967 and encodes 896 amino acids. The record is from RefSeq and is a predicted model, not a curated record. Gene Ontology annotation, biological process: homophilic cell-cell adhesion. The transcript is spliced from 16 exons. NCBI's taxonomy places the organism in Eukaryota, Metazoa, Chordata, Mammalia, Carnivora, Mustelidae. Gene Ontology annotation, molecular function: gamma-catenin binding; calcium ion binding. Gene Ontology annotation, cellular component: desmosome; plasma membrane.